AUGGAGAUCAGAGACAAAAAAGGCGCGCCAAUCCAAGAAGGUGACUACGUGUAUACGCGCUACCGGGGGGGCAGCCAUGAAGGGGUGGUCGAGAGAGUUGUUGUGGAUAACACCACUGCCGCCGAGGAGGGAGUUGUCAAUCCACCAAAGGUGAUGUAUACCGAUCAACAUGGCCAUGGCGUGGCUCAUAACCCACGCACGUUGAAAGUUCAAGACAAAUAG
Messenger RNA from Penicilliopsis zonata CBS 506.65, 222 nucleotides. RefSeq lists its product as hypothetical. The record is from RefSeq and is a predicted model, not a curated record. Bases 1 to 222 code for a protein of 73 amino acids. Lineage: Eukaryota; Fungi; Ascomycota; Eurotiomycetes; Eurotiales; Aspergillaceae. The transcript is spliced from 3 exons.